Globicephala melas (long-finned pilot whale) is the source of this 1671-nucleotide messenger RNA. It is a transcript of the gene ACOD1, whose product is annotated as aconitate decarboxylase 1. Gene Ontology annotation, biological process: defense response. Gene Ontology annotation, molecular function: aconitate decarboxylase activity. The record is from RefSeq and is a predicted model, not a curated record. NCBI's taxonomy places the organism in Eukaryota, Metazoa, Chordata, Mammalia, Artiodactyla, Delphinidae. Gene Ontology annotation, cellular component: mitochondrion.
AUGAAUAAACAGCAGAAAACCAACAGCCUGAAAGAGAGGUACCAGAUGAAGAAGUACUCCCUGCGGCUGGAGUUUGCCCAGUUCACGGCACCGCCCCGCACCAACACCCCCAAGGCCCAGCCCAUGCUGCUACCUCUGCCUUUAACCUCCAUCUUCAUUCUCAGCACCUUCGCCUGGCUGACUCCCAGAAGUUUUCAUAAGCAGCUCAGGUAUCUACUCCUCCAGCAAGUCUCCACCAACAGAAAGAGCAGGCAGUGGUUCUCGAGUUCUGUCACAGAAAGCUUUGCCAAAGUGAUCCAUGGCUUGAAAGUGGGACACCUGACAGAUCGCGUUAUCCAGAGGAGCAAGAGGAUGAUUCUGGAUACCCUGGGUGUUGGGUUCCUGGGAGCCAGUACAGAAGUGUUCCAAAAAGCCAGGGAAUACAGUAAAAUCUAUAGUUCCAACGUAUCCAGCACUGUUUGGGGCCAGCCAGACUUCAGGCUACCACCAACAUAUGCUGCUUUCGUUAACGGUGUGGCUGUUCACUCAAUGGAUUUUGAUGACACGUGGUACCCUGCCACCCACCCUUCUGGAGCUGUCCUUCCUGUCCUCAUGGCUUUGUCAGAAGCCCUGCCUCCAAGUCCAAAGUGUUCUGGCCUUGACCUGCUGCUGGCUUUCAACGUUGGUAUUGAAGUGCAAGGCCGAUUAAUGCAUUUCUCCAAGGAAGCCAAGGACAUACCAAAGAGAUUCCAUCCCCCCUCAGUGGUGGGAACUUUGGGUAGUGCUGCUGCGGCAUCUAAGUUUUUGGGGCUCAGCAUGACAGAGUGCCAAGAGGCCCUGGCUAUUGCUGUUUCUCAUGCUGGGGCACCCAUGGCGAAUGCCGCCACUCAGACCAAGCCUCUUCACGUCGGCAAUGCCGCCAGGCAUGGGCUAGAAGCUGCUUUUCUGGCAAUGCUGGGUCUCCAGGGAAACAAACAGGUCUUGGACAUGGAGUCAGGGUUUGGGGCCUUCUAUGCCAACUAUGCCCCCAAAAUCCUUCCAGACGUAGAUUCACACACUUGGCUGCUGGACCAGCAGGAUGUGGCCUUCAAGCUUUUCCCUGCCCAUUUGGCCACGCACUGGGUGGCAGACGCAGCUGCAUCUGUGAGAAAACAGCUUGUAAGAGACAGAGCCGUGCUUCCCACUGACCACAUGGAGAGAAUUGUGCUUAGAAUUCCAGAUGUCCAGUAUGUGAACAGGCCCUUCCCAGACUCGGAGCCUGAGGCCCGACACUCCUUCCAGUACGUGGCCUGCGCCAUGCUGCUGGAUGGUGCCAUCACUGCCUCAUCAUUCCACAAACACCAGGUCAACAGGCCACGGGUAAGAGAGCUGCUCGGUAAGGUAGAGCUGGAGCACCCUCAGGACAACCUACCAAAUUUCAACACCCUCUACUGCGAGGUAAGUGUUGCCCUCAAGGAUGGAGCCAUCUUCACAGAGCACUCUGAUACCUUCUACGGUCACUGGAGGAAGCCUCUGAGCCAGAAAGACCUACAGGAAAAGUUCAGAGCCAAUGCCUGCAGGAUGCUGUCCUGCCACACUGUAGAAAGGCUUAUAGAGAUAGUAGAAAACCUAGAAGACCUGGAAGACUGCUCUGUGUUAACUGCACUUCUGAAAGAACCCUCUCCACCAGAGAUAGUUUCAAAAUCUCUCUAG